Molecule: messenger RNA, 4624 nt
Organism: Ficedula albicollis (Collared flycatcher)
Lineage: Eukaryota; Metazoa; Chordata; Aves; Passeriformes; Muscicapidae
Gene: CWC22
Product: CWC22 homolog, spliceosome-associated protein
Exons: 19
Coding region: 230-4624 (1464 amino acids)
Biological process (GO): mRNA splicing, via spliceosome
Cellular component (GO): catalytic step 2 spliceosome
Molecular function (GO): RNA binding; protein binding
Source: RefSeq, a predicted model, not a curated record
CUGUGCCGUGUCACCGCAGGGAGCCGGAAUAGACCCGGGGCAGCCUUUUGUUUAAGGGCUUGUGUAAGCGUAGCCUUAAAAGACAAAAUAAAGGUGCGUGUUCCGGCACCGUGAGUGGUCGAAAGUUUUUGAUUGUCCUCUGUGUGUUACAGGUGAAAUGGUUUUCAUAUGCUGAGCUCCAGCUUGGAUUGCCUCGUUGCUGCACGUUUGUAAAAAGCAGGAAGUCAAGAUGAAGAGCAGAGUGACACAAGUAAAUCAUGGCUCCAGUCACGAAAGGAAGGAAAACUACAGUUCCCGACGUGAAAGCCUGUCUCCAGAGGACAGGGACAUGGAGUGUGAUAGGUCUCGUUCUCCAACUCCCAGGAAGAGGAGAUACUCUGAUGACAGCAGAUAUGAUGAGGAAUAUUCAAGACGGGAAUACUAUGAUGACAGAAGUUCAGAUGGAAGAAGGAUGGAAAGAGGGAGAGAUAGACACUAUGACAGAUGGGAGGACAGAGAAUAUGAUCGAAGGAAGCAGAGGAGAUACUCGUCACCUGACCAUAGGAGUCCAGACAGGUCGACAGGCCAGAGCUCACUUGUUCAUGAUGAGACCACCUCAAAGAAGAAGAAAGAGGAAGUGGAUCCAAUCCUCACUCGCACAGGUGGUGCAUAUAUUCCACCUGCCAAGCUCAGGAUGAUGCAAGAGCAAAUCACUGAUAAAAAUAGCUUGGCAUACCAGAGGAUGAGUUGGGAAGCCUUGAAGAAGUCAAUCAAUGGUCUUGUCAAUAAAGUGAACGUUUCUAAUAUAGAAAACAUCAUUCAUGAGCUCCUUCAGGAGAAUAUUGUUCGGGGCAGGGGGUUGCUGUCUAGAUCCAUUUUGCAAGCUCAGAGCGCCUCUCCAAUUUUUACUCAUGUUUAUGCGGCUCUUGUGGCAAUUAUCAAUUCAAAGUUUCCAAAUAUUGGUGAAUUGAUCCUCAAGAGGCUGAUACUGAAUUUUCGUAAAGGGUAUCGCAGGAAUGACAAGCAACUCUGUCUAACAUCUUCAAAAUUUGUUGCUCAUUUGAUGAAUCAAAAUGUGGCUCAUGAGGUUUUAUGUUUGGAAAUGCUCACUUUGCUUCUUGAAAGGCCUACUGAUGACAGUAUUGAAGUAGCAAUUGGAUUUAUUAAAGAGAGUGGGCUCAAAUUAACAGAAGUUUCUCCUAGAGGUAUUAAUGCAAUCUUUGAUCGCCUUCGGCACAUUCUGCACGAAUCUAAAAUCGAUAUGCGUGUUCAGUACAUGAUAGAAGUCAUGUUUGCUGUGCGGAAGGAUGGCUUCAAGGAUCAUCCAAUCAUUCCAGAGGGAUUAGAUCUAGUGGAAGAGGAGGAUCAAUUUACUCAUAUGUUGCCAUUGGAAGAUGACUACAACCCAGAGGAUGUUCUUAAUGUUUUCAAGAUGGAUCCGAACUUUAUGGAAAAUGAGGAGAAAUACAAAAUGCUGAAAAAAGAAAUUCUUGAUGAAGGUGACACUGAAUCUGAAGGAAAUGAAGAAGCUGGAAGUAGUGAAGAAGAUGAAGAUGACGAUGAGGAGGAGGAUGAAGAUGGUCAGAAAGUUACUGUCCAUGACAAAACAGAAAUUAACCUGGUCUCAUUCCGUCGUACAAUUUAUCUGGCUAUUCAGUCAAGCUUAGACUUUGAAGAAUGUGCUCACAAACUGCUGAAGAUGGACUUCCCUGAAAGUCAGACUAAAGAACUCUGCAAUAUGAUACUUGACUGCUGUGCUCAGCAAAGAACGUACGAGAAAUUCUUUGGGUUACUGGCAGGGCGUUUCUGCAUGUUAAAGAAAGAAUAUAUGGAAUCCUUUGAAGCCAUUUUCAAGGAACAGUAUGAUACCAUCCAUCGUUUGGAAACAAACAAACUGAGGAACGUGGCCAAGAUGUUCGCUCAUCUGCUGUACACUGAUUCCAUUCCCUGGAGUGUCCUUGAAUGUAUAAUACUGAGUGAAGAAACUACCACAUCCUCCAGUAGAAUUUUUGUCAAAAUAUUCUUUCAGGAGCUCAGUGAAUAUAUGGGACUUCCUAAUUUAAAUGCAAGAUUAAAAGAUGAGACACUGCAGCCUUUCUUUGAGGGAUUAUUGCCUCGGGAUAACCCAAGAAACACUCGCUUUGCCAUCAAUUUCUUCACUUCUAUUGGCCUUGGAGGACUAACGGAUGAAUUGCGGGAACAUCUUAAAAAUGCACCAAAGUUGAUUAUGACACAGAAGCAAAAUGUUGAGUCAUCAGAUUCCUCUUCGUCUUCAGACACAGACUCUUCCUCAGAUUCUGAUUCUGACAGCAGCAGUAGUAGUUCAGAGUCAUCCAGCAGCAGUGACUCCUCAUCGAGCAGUGACAGCAGUAGUGACUCAGAUGUUUCUAAAGCCAAAAGAAGGAGGAUGCAGAAGAAAAAUAGAGAAUCUGAUAAAAUUUCCAGGAAAAAACAAGAAAGGAGAAGGAAAUCGCUUGAAAAGAAAAAUGAAAGGAGGCAGCAAGAAGAAAGAAGUGAUACUGAGAGGAAAUCAGAAAGAAAUCACCGACAUUUAAGAGAAUCGCACAGGAGAGAUGAUGCUUCAAAAUACCACCACAGAGAGGAAUCCAACGGCAGAGAUGAUUACCACACCGGAAAGGACAGGAACCACGAAAGAAGUAAGGAUGCAGAGAAUAAACACAGUAAUUCAAAACUGAAGAAAGCAGAAAGAAGAGCUUCUAUAUCUGAUGAUGAAAAGUACAGACAUUGGAGCAAAGAUGAUGGACAUCGUAGUAGGAAAAGAGAGAGAUCAAAAUCCCGGGAGAGGGAGCGUGGCCAUGCCAGCCCAAGGGAGGAGGAGCAGGAGGAGCGCUCCAGGAACGGUUUGGAGAAGCAGCGGGACAAGGACGAGCACAGCCGGCACCCAGAGCAGCACAGGGAGUCCCGCCGGAGCGACGACCGGCGCAGGGAGAGCUCCCCGCGCCACAGGGAGAGCCGGGAGAACAGGGAGAGCUCCCCGCACCGCAGAGAGAACAGGGAGAGCCGGGAGAACAGGGAGAGCUCCCCGCACCGCAGAGACAACAGGGAGAGCAGAGAGAACAGAGAAAGCAGAGAGAACAGGGAGAGCCGGGAGAACAGGGAGAGCUCCCCGCACCGCAGAGAGAACAGGGAGAGCCGGGAGAACAGGGAGAGCUCCCCGCACCGCAGAGAGAACAGGGAGAGCCGGGAGAACAGGGAGAGCUCCCCGCACCGCAGAGAGAACAGGGAGAGCCGGGAGAACAGGGAGAGCUCCCCGCACCGCAGAGAGAACAGGGAGAGCCGGGAGAACAGGGAGAGCUCCCCGCACCGCAGAGAGAACAGGGAGAGCCGGGAGAACAGGGAGAGCUCCCCGCACCGCAGAGAGAACAGGGAGAGCCGGGAGAACAGGGAGAGCUCCCCGCACCGCAGAGAGAACAGGGAGAGCCGGGAGAACAGGGAGAGCUCCCCGCACCGCAGAGAGAACAGGGAGAGCCGGGAGAACAGGGAGAGCUCCCCGCACCGCAGAGAGAACAGGGAGAGCCGGGAGAACAGGGAGAGCUCCCCGCACCGCAGAGAGAACAGGGAGAGCCGGGAGAACAGGGAGAGCUCCCCGCACCGCAGAGAGAACAGGGAGAGCCGGGAGAACAGGGAGAGCUCUCCGCACCGCAGAGAGAACAGGGAGAGCAGAGAGAACAGGGAGAGCUCCCCGCACCGCAGAGAGAAGAGAGAAAGCAGAGAGAACAGGGUGAGCUCCCCGCACCGCAGAGAGAGCAGGGAGAGCUCUCCGCACCGCAAAGAGAACAGGGAGAGCAGGGAGUACAGGGAGAGCUCCCCGCACCGCAGAGAGAACAGGGAGAGCCGGGAGAACAGGGAGAGCUCUCCGCACCGCAGAGAGAACAGGGAGAGCCGGGAGAACAGGGAGAGCUCUCCGCACCGCAGAGAGAACAGGGAGAGCCGGGAGAACAGGGAGAGCUCUCCGCACCGCAGAGAGAACAGGGAGAGCAGAGAGAACAGGGAGAGCUCCCCGCGCCGCAGAGAGAACAGGGAGAGCAGGGAGAGUUCUCCGCACCGCAAAGAGAACAGGGAGAGCAGGGAGUACAGGGAGAGCUCCCCGCGCCGCAGAGAGAACAGGGAGAGCUCCCUGAACUGCAGAGAGAGCAGAGAGAAUUCCCCGCACCGCAGGGAGAACAGCGAGAAUUCUCCACACCGCAGGGAGAGUUCCCCGCGCCGCAGGGAGAACAGGGAGAGCUCCCCACACCGCAGGGAGGCUUCCCCACACCGUAGGGAGCCUAGGGAGAGCUCCCUGCGCCACAGAGAGAACAGGGAGAGCUCCCCACACCGCAGGGAGAAUAGAGAGAACAGAGAUAAUUCCCCGCACCGCAGGGAGAACAGGGACAGUUCCCCGCGCCGCAGGGACAGUUCCCCGCGCCGCAGGGAGAUCAGGGACAGUUCCCCGCACCACAGGGACAGUUCCCCGCGCCGCAGGGAGAUCAGGGACAGUUCCCCGCACCACAGGGACAGUUCCCCGCGCCGCAGGGAGAUCAGGGACAGUUCCCCGCACCACAGGGACAGUUCCCCGCGCCGCUCCCCGCACCAUAGGGACAGCUCCCCGCGCCGCAGAAACAGCUCCCCACACCGGCGGAAAUAA